This is a messenger RNA of Epithele typhae, 1290 nucleotides long. Its product is annotated as Indoleamine 2,3-dioxygenase. The record is from RefSeq and is a predicted model, not a curated record. Gene Ontology annotation, biological process: 'de novo' NAD+ biosynthetic process from L-tryptophan. Lineage: Eukaryota; Fungi; Basidiomycota; Agaricomycetes; Polyporales; Epitheliaceae. The transcript has 3 exons. Bases 1 to 1290 code for a protein of 429 amino acids. Gene Ontology annotation, molecular function: indoleamine 2,3-dioxygenase activity; heme binding; metal ion binding. Gene Ontology annotation, cellular component: cytoplasm.
AUGAGCAUCCUCCCCUCUCCUGUACACAUGAUGGGUCGCCUUUUCGACGGGAUGGAAACUUACCGCAAGAGCCGUUCAGGCGCACCUCCAAGCAGCACCCAGGUGUUCACCGGUCGCCUCUUCGACGUCGACCCCGAGAUGGGGUUCUUCCCGUCGCAACCGUAUCGGAGGUUGCCUGGGGAGUUUGAACUUUGGGAACACGAACUGGAGAACGCGCGGUCCGUGCUGAAACUGGGAGAAGACCGGGGGUCGGAUGCGUUUUCCAAAUGCGCCAAGGGCGAGGAAUGGCGCCAACGUCUGCGGUCGUGGCCCCUACUGGACGUGCGCAACUUGGGAAACGGCAUCCGCGUCCUCCGACGCGCCCACUACGUCCUCACCUGCCUCCUGCACUUCUAUGUCCACUCGCUGCCUCCAUACCAGGCCAAAGACCGGGUGGUCAUCCCCAAGCCCCUCUCCAUCCCGCUUGUGCAGGUGUCACAGACGAUCGACCUGCCCCCCGUCCUCACCUUCGCCGACAUCACCGAAGAGAACUUCUACCUUCUUUCGGCGGCCGCGGAGCUCAAGGGAGUCGAGAUGCUUCGCGUCUUCGAGAAGAUCUUGAACAUGCCAUACUGCACGGACCGCGUUGGGAUCGCGACCCUGACCCGCGAGUUCGAGAAGCUUGUCCGAAUCAUCGACGAGCUUGCCGCGAUCCUCAAGAACGCGAGCAAGACCGUCGACCCGAACAUCUUCUACUGGAUGGCACGCCCGUGGUGGAACGGGUCUGACGCUGCGGCGCCGUGGGUCUUCGAAGGAGUGCCGUCGGACACUCCGUUCGACCUGGGCGGCGCGUCGGCGGGGCAGAGCUCGGUGAUGCACGCCUUGGACGCCUUCCUCGACAUCGACCACGCGCUGAACCAGGCACGUCAGCCAGCGCCAUCUGCGGAAAACAGGGAGACGGCGGCGGCGGGGUUCAUGGAGAAGAUGCGUCGGUACAUGCCGGUCGAGCACCGGGCGUACCUCGUCCAGCUCCAGAAACGGAACAUCCGGGAUACGAUGGCGCGCCACUCCGAGCUCAAGGGGCCCUACAACGCAGCGGUAGAGGCCUUGAAGGCGUUCCGGAGCGCGCACAUCCGGACUGGAACGCUCUUCGUGAUCUCCCAGGCGAACUCAUCGCGGCCGGAGUGUAUGGGCACCCCGGACUUCAGCGCGCAGGCGAAGGCGGAUCGUUCGAGGGGGACUGGGGGGAAUCCGGUGGCGACCUUGCUCAAGGGCGGUCGUGACGCUACUGCGCGCGCGAUUCUGAACUGA